Molecule: messenger RNA, 819 nt
Organism: Aspergillus chevalieri
Lineage: Eukaryota; Fungi; Ascomycota; Eurotiomycetes; Eurotiales; Aspergillaceae
Product: oxidase ustYa family protein
Exons: 2
Coding region: 1-819 (272 amino acids)
Biological process (GO): mycotoxin biosynthetic process
Source: RefSeq, a predicted model, not a curated record
AUGACCGGCAGCAGACGACGACCAAGUGAGGACACAAUGUAUGAGCUUCUUUCAGAGAAACAAGGUGGAUCAGGCGGAUCAAUCCUUCCCACCAGGUCCAUCAAACGAUGGGUCAUCGCAACAUUUGUUUUGAUCGUGAUCUCCCUAAUUGAAAUUUGCGUGAUCGUAAAACUCGCCUCCCAAGACCCGCCCAAAGGCUUCGAAAAUGGCUUUGCGACUGAGCUGCCCGAAGCAAAGGACGCCAUUUCGGUCGAGCAAGUCCGUUUCACAAGCCCUCUCAGAGUCGACGAGAAUGGCACCCUACACCAGGUGAAUGAUCCCAGCGAGCGACGCUACACGGGGAACUCCUCCGAGGUUGACCAGGCGUGGGAGGACCUGGUUUUUGGACGAUAUCUUCGACUGCGCGAGUCCGAGGUGAACUGGCUUGACAGUGAUGAGGAAAGCGAUAACCUUGAGGUAAUCCCUGAAGAUGUAUCAGUCAUAACCAAGGCGGGAAUGUACGGAGGUGUCGACAUGCUGUACUCAUUGCAUUGUCUGAACAUGUUGCGGAAGCACCUACACAGCGAUCACAAAAACAUGCAAUACUUUUCGGACGAAGAAGACAGUAUGCAUCUAGACCACUGCAUCGACCAGCUGCGUCAAUCUAUUAUGUGUGCCGGAGACCUUACGCCAGUGACACUACGGCAUGUCUGGAUGGAAAAUCCUCGUCGCUCGGUCCUCCUUGGUGAGACUGAGCGCAUGCAUACAUGCCGGAACUUCGAUGCUAUCCGAGACUGGGCAACGGAGCGGGGGGUUAAGGAGGGGAGAAUCGAGGCAUAG